Messenger RNA from Rhea pennata, 1602 nucleotides. It is a transcript of the gene NETO1, whose product is annotated as neuropilin and tolloid like 1. Gene Ontology annotation, cellular component: postsynaptic density. The transcript is spliced from 10 exons. The record is from RefSeq and is a predicted model, not a curated record. Lineage: Eukaryota; Metazoa; Chordata; Aves; Rheiformes; Rheidae. Gene Ontology annotation, biological process: positive regulation of excitatory postsynaptic potential. Gene Ontology annotation, molecular function: ionotropic glutamate receptor binding. Bases 1 to 1602 code for a protein of 533 amino acids.
AUGACCCAUGGGCGCAGCUUCUUUCACAUUGUAGCAAGUCUAAUCAUCCUACAUUUGUCUGGGGCAACCAAAAAAGGAACAGAAAAGCAAACUACUUCCGAAGGACAGAAACCAGUGCAGUGUGGAACUUGGACAAAAUAUGCAGAAGGAGGCAUCUUCACUUCUCCCAAUUAUCCCAACAAGUAUCCUCCUGACAGAGAGUGCGUCUACAUUAUAGAAGCUGCCCCUAGACAAUGUAUUGAACUACACUUCGAUGAAAAAUAUUCCAUAGAACCUUCUUGGGAGUGUAAAUUUGACCAUAUUGAAGUACGCGAUGGACCUUUUGGCUUUUCCCCAAUCAUUGGACGUUUCUGUGGACAGCAAAAUCCACCUAUGAUAAAAUCCAGUGGCAGAUUCCUAUGGAUUAAAUUUUUUGCUGACGGUGAGCUGGAAUCUAUGGGUUUUUCUGCUCGAUAUAAUUUUACACCUGAUCCAGAUUUUAAGGACCUUGGCGUUUUGAAACCAUUGCCAGUUUGUGAGUUUGAGAUGGGAGGACCUGAAGGAAUUGUGGAAUCUGUGCAAAUUGUCAAAGAAGGAAUAGCUUCUGAAACUGAAGCAGUAGACUGUAAAUGGUACAUCCGAGCACCACCCCGAUCCAAGAUAUAUUUACGGUUUUUGGACUAUGAGAUGCAAAAUUCCAAUGAGUGCAAAAGGAAUUUUGUGGCUGUCUAUGAUGGAAGUAGCUCAGUGGAGGAUUUGAAAGCGAAGUUUUGCAGCACCGUUGCUAAUGAUGUAAUGCUGCGGACGGGUCUUGGUGUGAUCCGCAUGUGGGCAGAUGAAGGCAGUCGAAGCAGCCGAUUCCAGAUGCUCUUCACAUCUUUCCAAGAACCCCCUUGUGAAGCCAACACGUUCUUUUGCCACAGUAAUAUGUGUAUUAACAAUACAUUGGUCUGCAAUGGACUCCAGAAUUGUGUGUAUCCUUGGGAUGAAAACCACUGCAAAGAAAAAAGAAAAGCUAACCUAUUGGACCAACUUACCAAUACCAGUGGGACUAUAAUUGGGGUGACCUCUUGCAUUGUGAUCAUCCUCAUUGUUAUCUCUGUUAUAGUACAGAUCAAGCAGCCUCGUAAAAAAUUUGUCCAAAGGAAAACAGACUUUGAUCAAACAGUAUUCCAGGAGGUGUUUGAGCCUCCUCAUUAUGAGUUAUGCACCCUGAGAGGGACAGGGCCUACCGCUGACCUUGCUGACAUUGCAGAUGACUUUGAAAAUUACCAUAAACUGCGGAGAUCAUCUUCAAAAUGCAUUCAUGACCAUCACUGUGGAUCACAAUUGUCUAGCACUAAGGGCAGCCGUAGUAACCUCAGCACAAGAGAUGCUUCUGUCUUGACAGAAAUACAACCCCAGCCUGUAAAACCCCUCAUUCAGCCCAUGAACAGGAGAAAUAUCCUUGUCAUGAAGCAUAGCUACUCACAGGAUGCUGCAGAUGCGUGUGAGAUAGAUGAAAUUGAAGAGGUACCAACCACAAGUCACAGGCUGUCGAGACAUGAUAAAGCUGUCCAGCGGUUCUGCCUCAUUGGGUCUCUAAGCAAACAUGAGUCUGAGUACAACACAACUAGGGUCUAA